GUGGAAGGAGGGUUGCCGGGUCCCAUCCGACUCAGAAAGAAUGAAAAAAAAGGUGGUUGUCAUCCUUGGCUGUUUCUUGGUGAUUGGUGAUGCGCCACUAUAUAGCGCAGCAGGCUGAUGCGGCCUGUAUUCAUCCCUUCCUCUUCCUCCACCCUCCGUCGGAGUGGAUCUGCUCCAGAAGCGCCGUUUGACCGUUUCCCCACCUCACCAACCCGGGGAAAACUCCACUCCCCUUCUCCGUAAAGCUCCGGAACAGAGAUUUUGUUCAAGAGCACCCUAUCAUCCACAAUCCAACCCUGUUACGAUCGGCAGAAGUAUCUAUCUAACUAGCUAGCCAGCUCAUCACCACCACUAGUCAUCUCCUCUAACGAGCUGCUGCCUGCUGGUAUGGGUUCUGAGAAGCUGAAGCAUGUGGAUGAAGCCCUGCUCGAACAUUGUGAGAAGCAGACAUCGAAGGAGGAUGACAAAAGCCAUGGUCCCUCAUUGCUUACCGGAGUCGGCUUCAUGUUCCUGACUUUUAACUCGGGUAUGGCGGUGUACCGGUCGAAUGGAGACUUGGGAGCCAUCUGCUUCGUGGGCUUCUCCUACCUGGACCUUGUCCUGCUUUUCUUCUGCCUGAGCUGGUACGAGAGGACGCCCCCAGAGUCGCCCCAGCGGGAGCACCUCAAGAUGGCAGUGUGGCUGCUUACUACGAUGCUCACUGCUGCCUUCUCCUACAAGGUGGCGGCAAUUAUGCCAUUCCCGGUGCAGGUGUUGGUGUGGAUCAUGGCCAGCGUCACCAUACUCGGUGGCUUCUACGCCUUCUUCCUGCACCGGGAAGGAACCAAGGCAUAAUAAGGUACAACUAUAUUUACUUUUAGCUUAAAUUCUGAUGAGAUAAAUUAGCCGUGCUGCUUUGAGAGAGAGAGAGAGAGAGAGAGAGAGAGAGAGAGAGAGAUAGUAAAGGUGUCUUGUGAAAAUGAUAUUUCCCAAGGACAAAUGCCUGUACUGAAGAAACUUAAACUGGGCAGAUGCUGGAAUCUCCCUUCAUUUGCCAUAUGCACGAGAUUUGCCAUGGUCAGGCUCAGCCUGAAGACCGGACCUAGAUUUCAACUGACAUUACCUUGACAAUUACAUGAACAAUAAUAUUGUGAUGGGCAGCAUGUCGUUUGGAACAUCAUUCGACUCACGCCCUGUUUGGAUC
Messenger RNA from Panicum virgatum (switchgrass), 1183 nucleotides. RefSeq lists its product as uncharacterized. The transcript has 2 exons. The coding region runs from base 388 to 834 and encodes 148 amino acids. Lineage: Eukaryota; Viridiplantae; Streptophyta; Magnoliopsida; Poales; Poaceae. The record is from RefSeq and is a predicted model, not a curated record.